GGAGGGAUGGGUGUGUGUGUGUGGAGGGGUGUCUGUCCUCAACAUCCUAAAUAAGAGGAAACACAAAAGUAGAGAGAGUUCUCCCGCACGUGACAGCGACGCACAGUUAUAUCAGGAAAAAAGGCGCAGCAAGCAUCAGGACCAGUCGGGAGUCAGCAGCGCGCGCUGGAACACACAGACACAUACACUCGUUCCUAAAGCAAAGCGACACGUGUGUUUCUUGUUUCUGCUGUAGGACGAGCUGAAGAAGCAGCAGGUAAAAGAGUUUUUUAACCGGAGCUCAAGGAAAGAAAAAAAAAAAAAGCCCUCCCUCCCACUUUUUUCUUCCCACCACAACCUUCCUUCUCGGACCUCAGACGCACGUUCUUCCCAUUGACAGAGCGGGAUGCUGCACGUUAUUCCCGAACUGCACUUGCACUCAGACGGAACGUAGAAGUGGACCGGAGCGAAGUUACAGUGAACAUCACCAUUACGCACCGAUUUGUGCAACAGAAAGGAAAAGGGGGGCAUUUGGAUCCGCGCGCGCCGGGUCUGUUUGAAGGUGUUGAUUUCGUUGCUCUUAUAACACCUUUUGGUUUUCUCCCCCCAGAACAGACACUUAUUUUGAUGACUUGAAGAUCAGCGCGCUUCUUAAAAUGAUUCCAGCCGGCGACGUGAUGCCGAGUCGCAUCUCGUCUGAUGUUUGACAUUUGAGGAGCAGAGAAAGCAACUGGAGGAGGACAUUACAGGCAUUGGCUACAUCUUAUUAAACCCAGCUGGUGCGUUUUUCUAUCUUUUUUUCUUUAUUUUUGUUGUCCGAGCAACAGACCACCGUCCAGAUGCAGUUUCGACUAUUCUCUUUUGCCCUGAUCGUUUUGAACUGUAUGGAAUACAGCAACUGUCAGGCGCCGUCCCAUCGCUGGAAGAGAAACAAAAGAGCAAGCUAUGGAGCGUACCCUGUCUGUAAAGGUUGCUCAGUGUGCUCCAGGGAUAACGGUUGUGUAAACUGCCAGCCCAAACUCUUCUUAUUUCUGCGGAGGGAGAGGAUGAGGCAGUACGGGGAAUGUCUUCACGAUUGUCCAGCUGGAUACUAUGGCAUGCGCAGCCCAGAAAUCAACAUGUGCUCCAGGUGCAGGAUAGAAAACUGCGAGUCUUGCUUUAGCAAAGACUUUUGCACCAAGUGCAAGCUGGGUUUCUACCUACACAAAGGGCGCUGCUUUGAUAAGUGUCCUGAUGGCUUUGCCCCACUGGAAGAUACCAUGGAGUGUGGAGAGGGCUGUGAGGUGGGUCAGUGGAGUGAAUGGGGAGCCUGCACCAGGAGAAACAAAACCUGUGGCUAUAAGUGGGGUCUGGAGACCCGAACACGGCAUAUUGUAAAAAAACCACCCAAGGAUACAAUACCCUGUCCCACCAUCGCCGAGUCCAGAAUGUGCAAAAUGGCCAUGAGACAUUGCAGGAGAGGCGGCUCAGGAAAGCACCGAUCCAAAGAGCCAAAAAAGAAGAACAAGCAGAGGCUGCGGUUCCGGGCCCAGAAUCAGCACAGCGACCAUUUAGCCUCCGCUCGCUCCAGCCAGUGAGAACUCAAACAACCCGUGAAAAAAGAAUCAACGCAAAGCUGCUAGCCACUGCUGCAUUCAUCUGACUGAUGGGUUCGACAAACCCUCCACUAUGUCCCCUCCUGCCUCUCAGCCCUCUCCCACCUACUUUCACUUAGCCCCACAGGGCACAGCCUCAUUUCCAUGCCCUUCCAGUGUAUUGUGCGAUAUUGGUACCAACAUGAAAAUGGGCGCUCUGCCUCCCACUGCUUCUCUGCCUGUUGAUGUGACCAGCCGGGUGAUUCCCAGCCCUGAUAUUUGCCUUGUGGACCUUUACAGUUGACACAACUGAACUCAUUUCCCAUCAUUUCCAUCAUUAAGCAUACAGGGUGAUAGGAGAAGGAGGGGCAAGAGGAAAUUGAAGUAACAUGGAGGCAGGAGAGCCAGGAAGAAGGACGGAGACAGGUGAGGAAGUCUAAGACUUGACAAGCUGUACCACGCAAGAAAAGAUGCUCAAGGAUGAAGAAGAAGAGAAGACUCGUUUGAAGCAAACAAAUGGACAAGAAAAUGGCAUCAAACUAAGAGAGACUGGUUUUUGUUCUUAUAUUUAUGUCUCAGCUACCCUCACUUUCCCUAUAAUUAGACACCGUGUUGCCAUGUGUGGCCUUUUUGUUCUGUUUAUUUUUCAGAGUAAUAUUAAAGAAAUUACCAUGCAUAGUUGAAAAGUAUUUUAUUCUCAGCACAAACUGUUUACUUUCAGACCGCUUAAUGCUGUUACUGUAUAGUGUCAUUUAAAAAAAGAGAACAUUUAGUUGUUUGACUAGCAUGGCAACAGACUUGUGUACAUAGUUGACCUAAUUAUAAAAGCUUAUUACUGUAUUUUCAGUAUUGAGUCAUUCACCGGUCUAAAUGUUUUAGAAAUAAAAGAUAUAGUUGUAAUACAAGCUACAGAAUAAAAUAAUUAAAAAGUAAUUAUAAUAAACUUAGCCACCUCAUAGGUAUUUUAUUCAUAUGAUAUAUAUUUGAUUUAUUUAUUAAUUCUCUUUUGUAUUUUCUAUUUUUGUUUGGUGAGUUUUUGUCUCAUACUGUUAUUCUUGUACUGAGAUAUUCUUUGACUUCAUAACAAUGCAUAUCUUUAACAUGUGGAAAAAAGAUUACAUCUGUCAAACAAGUGUUGUAGCCUAUUACAUUCAUUCAACCUCAUCUACUGAUUUUGAUGCUUUAAAGAGGAUAAAAGAAAUAAACUAUGCUUUGAUGUAUUCUAUGUUUAUUAAUUAGGCUCCAGCAAAUGUAUGGUCAUAGGACUGCAUAUGUGUAUGUUGUGUUUAAUUAAAUCUGCAUUUCAUGUGACUGUA
Austrofundulus limnaeus is the source of this 2869-nucleotide messenger RNA. It is a transcript of the gene rspo2, whose product is annotated as R-spondin 2. The transcript is spliced from 5 exons. The coding region runs from base 819 to 1556 and encodes 245 amino acids. NCBI's taxonomy places the organism in Eukaryota, Metazoa, Chordata, Actinopteri, Cyprinodontiformes, Rivulidae. The record is from RefSeq and is a predicted model, not a curated record.